AUGAAUCUCAAUUCCAUUUUCUCGAACACUGUCCUCGUACAAUCUUUUGAGAGCCUGCAGGCCAGUCAUCCCGCGCGGGAGGUCAUCGCAGGCUCCGUAGUGAAUAAUGUGACGAUCUGCAAAACACGUCAGAUGCCCAAUAUACUCGGAAAAGCAGACUCGCUAGAGUUGGACGAGGCCCUCCAUGCUUCUGCCGUUCUUAUGCUUGGAGAUCGAGCAGGUUCCUUCGCCUGCGAGUCUAAAACCAUGAAGAUCCAGAAGUUGCUUCUUCUACCUACUGUCUCCUCGGCCACAUCGACGGGCUUUCCUACCUGCUUGCUCGGGCGCGGCGGAUGGCAACUGGGUCACGGCAGACUCGAUCUUUCUGCUUUUGCGGCAUAUUGA
Colletotrichum lupini is the source of this 384-nucleotide messenger RNA. RefSeq lists its product as uncharacterized. Bases 1 to 384 code for a protein of 127 amino acids. The record is from RefSeq and is a predicted model, not a curated record. The transcript has 4 exons. NCBI's taxonomy places the organism in Eukaryota, Fungi, Ascomycota, Sordariomycetes, Glomerellales, Glomerellaceae.